Molecule: messenger RNA, 6648 nt
Organism: Penaeus chinensis
Lineage: Eukaryota; Metazoa; Arthropoda; Malacostraca; Decapoda; Penaeidae
Gene: tn
Product: RING finger protein nhl-1-like
Exons: 10
Coding region: 241-4332 (1363 amino acids)
Biological process (GO): proteasome-mediated ubiquitin-dependent protein catabolic process; protein polyubiquitination; negative regulation of translation
Molecular function (GO): ubiquitin protein ligase activity; translation repressor activity; zinc ion binding
Source: RefSeq, a predicted model, not a curated record
GCGGCUUCAGUAGAGCGCCUCUCAAGCCUCGACGGAACACGCCCACCGACGCCUCCACGACGCGAAACUUUCUUGUGGCGAGUGACUUCGAACCUUUCCCCGCGGGUGUGCCUGGUGCCGCUGCGCACUCUGGGCUAUGAUGGCAGCCCACGAAAACACCAGCAGACAGUGCAGAUAGCAUAAUUGUGAGCCAUUUGGCUUCUGUUUUGUUAAAAAAGCAGAGCACCCGCCGGAGGCAAGAUGGCGCACCAGCUGGAGCAGCUGCUCACCUGCUGCAUCUGCCUGGACCGGUUCCGGAACCCGAAGCUGCUGCCAUGCCAGCACUCGGUGUGCAUGGAGCCUUGCAUGGAGGGCCUCGUCGACUACGUGCGUCGGCAGGUCAAGUGCCCAGAGUGCCGAGCCGAGCACAGGAUCCCUUACAACGGGGUCCAGGGCUUCCCCUCCAACGUCACGCUGCAAAGGUUCCUCGAAGCGCACAUCGAGAUCACUGGCGAGGCACCGGAUCCACAUACGGGCCAGUACAUGGAACGAUGUAAUGUGUGUAACGAAAAGAACUACCUGUCUGUGUGUGCCCAUUGCGAAAAGAAAAUAUGUGUUGACUGUAAGGCCGCUCAUCUGGACAUCCUCAAACGCGAAAUCGGCCGUAUCAACAAUCAGGUAAAGAGGGCAGCUCAUCGCCUGAACGACCAGCUCUCCAACGUAGAGAGAAACAUUUCCGCCCUCAAACAGAACACGGGCAGCGUCACGGAAGAAAUCGAAAAUAUUUGUGUUCGUUUGCAAAAAUCCCUUCGAGAUAGAUGUGAUUUUCUCAAGACAGAGCUUGAAAACUACUACCAAGCGGAGCUCCGUAACCUGACCAUCCUGAAGGAAGGUCUCGACCAGGAAGUGUCCAACAUCGGCUCCAACAUCGAGCUCGCCGAGAAACACAUGGACGACGACACGCCAUGGGACGACACGGAGCUCAUGGACGCCAAAGACAUUUUCCUCAAGACGAUGGAAUUCAUACGAAGCUUUGACUACGAGGCCGGGGACUACAGCAGAAGGGCGAGGUUCAACCCGCCGGACGACCUCAAUAAGUUGUCGACGCAGCUGAGCACCCUGGGGGACAUCACCUUCAGCACGGCCAACAAGAUGAACGACAGCUACUCCUCCGGGCCUUGCAUGGGCUCGGGGCUGAUGAAGAGCAAGAGCGACCACCGCCUCGCCGCGCAGUACCGAGACCAGGACGAUAGCUACGGCGGUUACACCACAGGCAGGACAUCGCCGCUUAUGCGCAGACGCUUCGGGGAGAGGAACGUCGAGAGGCACGACGAGGAUUCCUCGGCUGACUCUGGGCGGCGGCGGUUCCGGUCGCGGUUCAUGCGCAAAGAAGAAGACGAGGAGCGUUCGGUUCGCUUCUCCGAGGAGGACGGACCCAAGCGAAACCGCGUGAUCGACACCGAGGACGUCUCCCGCGGCCCUCUGUCGGGCAUCGUCAGGAUCACCGACUCGCCGCGGGUCAUGAAGCGCUUCCAGGAGCGCGACAUGAACAAGAACAAGAAGAAGGAAGAACCAGCCAAGCCAGCACAGAGCACGGCGCCGAAGCCCCCCGUCACCCCCCUGCAGCGCAAGCCCUCCCGCCAGACCAGCAACGAGGACGAGAUCGACAAGAUCAAGAAGCAGAACAAGGCGGCCGAGUCCACCUCCGGCUCCGGGGGCGCGACCGCCGCCACCCCAUCCGGCGCCUCCACCCCCAGCACGCCCACCACGCCCAAGCCCGCGGGCGAGCGCGUGUCCUCCAUCCGCGAGGACGAGCGCCAGAGCCGCAGCGACCGCACCUCCACCUCCCCGAGGUCGUCGGCAAACCACUCGCCGUCGUCGUCCGUCACGCGCGAGGACGACCGCCGCCGCGACUACAGCGCCUCGGGGGCCAAUGGCUCCACGCCGUCGCGCAAGACGAGCGUCGAUACGAGCGUGUCGCACCGCUCGUACCCCUUCAGCCGCUCGUCCUCCAACUCGUCCGUCGGAGACAAGGCCAGCGGCAACAGGAGCCCCCGGACGCUGGACGCCACCACGUACGAGCGCAAGCUGUCCCGCUCCAACAGCACCGACAGCAACUCCGGAGACGGAGCCGCGUCGCCGAAGAAGAACACGGGCGCCGCCUUCUCCACGGAGGAGCUGCGGAACCGCUUCAUGAGGACGGACCCGAAGCCGUCCACCUCGAAGCCCGACGCGUCGCGCUCGUCGAGUGCGGGCGGCGCGUCUCGCUUCUCAUCGCGUUUUUUAGGCCGAGCCGGUACUCCCUCAGUGGAGGCCUCGAAGGAAUCAGGGAAUGAGGACGACGACGACGAGGAGGAGGAGAGCAGCGAUGAUUCCGAGUCCGAGGAGAGCGAAGAGUCGUCUGAGGAGGAGGAGGAGGAGGAGGCAACAUCCGAAUACUCUCGCCCGGACGUUGGGCCAUUGCUGGGGCGCAGUGCCCAGGCUCGCGACGUAGCCAGUAGUUCUAGUUCUAGGAAUAACUGGGGCGACAGGAGCUCCUACACCUCGGUCCCUCCCAGCGGAGGCGACUCAGGGUACUCAAGCAGCAGCAGGUACGGCAGCAGCAGCGACAACAGCAACGGCAGUACCUCCUCCAGCAGGUAUGGGGCUUCAGCUUCCAGCAGCAGCACCGACUCUGGCCUGGGAAGUCACAGACGCCCCUCCUACAUGGAGACCAAAGCCCCGUCCAAGGAGAAGGACGACGACUUCGACUCCAAGUACCCCUUCGCCAGCAAGAUCCUGAGCCGCUCUCGGGCCAGCGUGCCCGAUGAGGAGUCCAAACAUCCCUUCCAGAGUCGCUUCCUGAACCGCUCCAAGAGCUCGGCUGUCCUGGGCCCUGACGACGAGGACUCGUCCUCGUCGCCCUCGCACGGCAGCAGCAGGGCUCGCUUCGAAGAGCUGAAGGAGCGCAGACAGCGGCUGGCGCGAAGCAAGAGCUCGGCGGGGCUUGAGGACGACGAGACGUCGUCAGCCGACACGUCCUCCGCCUCCGCCUACCGCCCGCGCUACGGCCGCACCGAACCCGAGACGUCGACGACAUCACGCACAUCUGCCUCGACCUCGGGGGCGUCCGGCGGCGGCGAGGAGGGAGGUUCCUCCUCGACGCAGCUCUCCAACUGGGCCCGGUACCUGAAGAACAAAUACGGCAACCGGUCUGGUACGGGCGAGAGCAGCACCCCCUCCGGGAGAAACACAAGCAUAGGCCUAGGCAGCAGCAGUAGCGGCCUAGGCAGCAGCACCAGUUCCACCGGUGCCGGGAGUUCACUUGGUAGCUCACGCACGAGCACGGGGUCCGCGUUGGGUGGCAGAGCCAUCUCGCGGUCCCGUUCCUCACACCUUCUUGGCCUCGCCAAAGAGGGAGAAUCUUCUGAAGACGAUUCAAAAAACGUGCACGCUACCCCUACUUCCCAACAAGCAGGUAUACUGGUUCCUACACAGUUCGGAAGUUUACAUAGGAGCCAGUACCUGCAGAAGCAGCGCCUCUUACUUAAGAUCGGGAGUAGGGGUAGUGAACCAGGAAAUUUUACAUGGCCAAGAGGCAUAGCUGUUGGACCUGACAACAGCAUAGUGGUUGCCGACUCGAGCAACCACCGCGUGCAGGUUUUUGACCAGCACGGCAAGUUUGUUAAAGAGUUUGGCUCCUACGGGAGCGCCGAAGGAGAAUUCGACUGCCUGGCAGGUGUGGCAGUCAACAGGAUCGGCCAAUUCAUUAUUGCCGAUCGCUACAACCAUAGAAUUCAAAUCUUCGAUCCGUCCGGCAUGUUCCUGCGCGCCUUCGGAAGCCAAGGCAGCGGCGACGGGCGGUUCUCUUACCCUUGGGGCGUGACCACCGACGCCCUCGGCUUCAUCUACGUGUGUGACAAGGAGAACCACCGCGUGCAGGUGUUCCAGUCCGACGGGUCCUUCGUCGGCAAAUUCGGUUCCAUGGGCAACAAACCCGCCCAGCUGGAGCACCCGCACUACAUCGCCGUGUCCUCCACCAACCGCGUCAUCGUGUCCGACUCCAACAACCACAGGAUACAGGUGUUCGACAUCAACGGCAAGGUCACCAACACCUUCGGAGCAGAAGGCAGCGCCGAAGGACAGUUCAAGUUCCCAAGGGGCGUGGCCGUGGACGACCAGGGCUACAUCUUCGUGGCGGACAGCGGCAACAACCGCAUCCAGAUCUUCCACCCCGACGGCGCUUUCCUCAGGGCCUUCGGCUGCUGGGGAUCAGGCGAGGGAGAGUUCAAGGGCCUGGAGGGUGUGGCAGUCAUGUCCAACGGCAACAUCCUCGUCUGCGACCGAGAGAACCACCGUGUGCAGGUCUUUUGAAAAGGUCACAAUACAAUUUUGGAGACAGGGAGCGUCGCGCCACGCCAGCCAAUGGGAACCAGCCUCCCCACCGCCAGCCAAUAGGAAAAAAAGGCCCACCAUCUUCGCCAUCUCCAGCCAAUAGGAAAAAAGCUUUACCACCGUCAGCCAAUGGGAGAAGAGGAACAGCGACGAAUGCCUGGAAUGUGGACAAGCCUUUCUUCUGUCAACCAACCACGAGAAGAAAUGGAAAACUUGUCCAUGACGUGUUGAAUAUAUAUAUAACCAAAUUCAUAAACACGCCAUUAAAUCUAUUCAAUGUAGUCUUUCAAAUUAGCAAGAGAAAAAAAUAAUAAAUUAGCUUGUCACUUUGUUCUGUAGAAACGCACACGUAAUAACGAUGAUGAUAAAGAAAAAAAUAAGAUAAAACUUCCAUAGUAAUAAUAAUAACAAUGAUAACAAUAACAACAAUCCUAAUGAUAAACAAACUUGCCAUUUGGUCAAAUUCCCGCUCGAAUGAAUCAGGUUGAGCGGAUUUUCGCUUCAAAUCCGCCAGAACCUCCCGCAGGAGAGCAAAUUUAGCAGCCAAGUCGAACGCAUCGAGAACCAUUUUCAGGGUGCGAAGCGGUAACGAGCGUGGGGCCAGGGUCGGGAUCUGCCUCACAGCUUGAGAACGAUCGUAGCAUCUCAUUCCAAAUGCCAUUAUAUAUUAUACGUAUAUGAUAAUGCCCCAUUUACGAUGAAGGUGAGCAAGGUAGUUCCAGCUCUGCGCCAGUAACUCCCGCUCGGUCCCAUGUUGUUUACCUGCUAUAUAUUGUGAUCGCUAGGUUACAGUGCGUCUGUGUGUAGUGUUGUGUACAUUAGAAUUUACUAUAAUCUGUUUGUACAUUUGCAUAAGUGCAGUUUUUAUGAAUAUAUGGAGUCAACAACGCUGAAAGAAUUUUGUUUUUGUUUCUUUUUUUUGGCAAACUUGAUGAAGAAAGACUUUGUAGAUCAGAGAGGUGCCAAAAUUUGAAUGUGUGGAAACUUAAAUCCUCUGUUUUUUGUGUUAAUUUUUUUUCUCUUUUUCUUUCUCAUCGAAGGCCAACAAGCCAACAAAGUAUUGGUUUUAUUUAUAUAUGAAUUUAACCUCUUUUUUAUUCAUACAUGUAUUUGAGUCACUCGUGAUCUAACUUUUUUUUUUGAAGGAACAUUGAGUGAAUACUUGUAUAUUUUUGCUUCUUUUUUAUUUUCAGACUUGUAAUUGUGACAUAAUUUCCUGCUGUAAUUACUGGCAUUCAUCACACAGUAUCUUGGACUUCUUUUAAUUAACCUCUUUAUCAUUCAUAGAUGCAUGCAGUCGUUUGAUUUCUUAGAAUGCUAUUAAUGAUGAUGAUACUGUAAUUAACUCAUUGUAUCUCACUAAGUUGCUUUAAUCUCGGCUAUUUGAAAUGCUUCAGUAAUGUCUAUAUGAUGAAAAAAAAAAUAUUUAAAAAAAAAUUUGGAAGUCAAAAUGUACAUGUACAAUAUGAACACUUUAGUAUAAUGUAAUCAAUAUUUAUACAAAGAUAUCAUAUGUAAUAUUUAAUGUUGAAUACAUAUCGUGGUUUGUAGAUCUAAUAAACAUUUUUUCUCUUUUCAUAUUUCUGUAAUUUUUAAGUUGCAUGAGCAUCGAUAUAUUUGUAGAGGAACUUUUCAUGUUGGAAAAAAUUGUUGCAAAAAAAUGACUGGAUUUUGUCAAGAAGAUUGUCAAGAACUUUCUAGAUCAACAUUGUCUAGAUUUCUUGCAAGACAGAUCUUCGAUUAAUAUAAAUAUUCCACCGGCUAAUGGCUUUAUUUUUAUUUUUCUCAUUUCUCUCUCUCUUAAAAUGAUGAUUUUUGGACCAAAUGCUAAAGACACACAGGACAUUGAGCCAUACCUUGUGGAGGGGAAGAAGAAGAGAGGGGAAAGGAGGAGGAAAGGAGGAAGGAGGGAGAGGAGAAGAGAGAAAAGGGUAGAAAGAAUAGGGGGAAGAAGAAGGGAAAAAGGAAGAAAAAUAGAGAAUGGGAAGAAUAAUGCAUAUAAAGAAAUAAAGAAAGAAACAACAAAUGAGAAAAUAUAGAACAGAAUUAAAAGAAAAAAAGAAAAUGUUGCACACAUAUUGCACCUUAUCCUCAUUGCAAGGUUGCGCUGUACUGUCACGUGUGUCUUCAGAGUUUCGGCCUUACCUGUCAAGUCAAGAGUAUUGUCAAGCUGUCCAUUUUUUUUCUCUCUCUCUCUCUUUUCUUUUUUAUCUGUUCCCUGAAUGAAAGAUCUCCAGUCUCCUUGUCUGAUCACAUUUUCCUAGAAGUUGAGAAAUAAACUGAUCAGUUGAGGUA